Molecule: messenger RNA, 944 nt
Organism: Uranotaenia lowii
Lineage: Eukaryota; Metazoa; Arthropoda; Insecta; Diptera; Culicidae
Exons: 2
Coding region: 10-843 (277 amino acids)
Source: RefSeq, a predicted model, not a curated record
UGUCUCGAGAUGAAAACCUUACAUCAAUUGUUGUGGCUAUUGAUCUCGGUAUGGCUGAUUUCAAUUCCUCUGGUAGCUCCUGAUGAAGAAGCAAAUGAUGCUAAACCAGAGGAAACCGGUGGAGAUACUGAUGGCAAACCAGCUGAAGGAAAAGACAGCAACUCUACCGAUACAGCAACUGGUGGUGGUGGUGAUGUAGGUGGUGGUGGUGGUGGUGGUGGUGGUGGUGGAGCUGCUGCAGGAAGUAGCGAGUCAAACAUCACCAAGACCGGAAUUGCUGAAGUGAACCCAAAGGAUGCCUGCAAUCCGGGAACGCCAUCGUCCAUUAAGAACAAUUUCGUCCGAAUUCUGAUUCUGUGCUACGUGUACGGAUGCGAGGAGGAGGUCACUAGCGAGCUGUCCCGGGUCUUCAACAUCUUCCACCACAUCACCGUGCAUCCGGAUAUCUUCAGCUCCGCAAAUGAAACGGAAAUAAAGCCGAAUACGCUGAACGAUAUGGCCCAGAAGACUUCCGCCCUGGAGAAGGAUCGAGUGGCGGCGCUGAUGGCUUGCACGGACUGGAUGUCCCUGCUCAACAAGCUGCUGAUCGAUAUCACCGGUUCGGAUCAAUCGUGCUUCAUCGAUCCCAGUGAAAAAUACCCCUCGGAUGAAAACCUAAGCGAAAUGAGCUGCGACGAGAUGGUGACCUAUCUGAAGCAGCUGCAUCGGCACUACGACAAACAGUGCAAAGAUGGCAGCUGCGAUGAGAAGAAGAAGGCCGCCGUCCAGUGGUUCCAUCGGGCCUACAAACAGCUGGGCAAGAAUUGCUACUACGAUGCGUACGACUAUCUGGAUUCGCCAUGAAACUAGCUUAGGUUGGGACAGGGACGAACUUCCCUUAACAAAUUAUUUCAAUUACCAAUCUAUUAGGAAGAAAGUUCAAUAAAGUAACAUUAACAACAAAC